CUUGGUAGCCGGUUUUUAUUUCUUCAUCUGGGCAUUAUUGCUUUACUUGUAUAUUUUGACACAUUCUAAUUACAUAUCCAUGAACGCAAUUAAGCAUAAAUAUGUUUUGAUGGUUUCACCCAACAUACCUUUGUAGCCCUAACAGCGUUAUACAUUUUACUAAAUGGAUUCAUUGCUAGAAGACAGUGGUGACUUCUUGACAACAGACACCCCAGGAAGGUGUUUGUCAUGUUCUGUAAACCACCUGAGCAAGACGGAUGGGCAUACAUUUGGACAUCACCAUGUCAAUAUAAAACAAUGUGUAAAUGGUCAUGAACAACAUACAUACUCCGCUUUUAACUUCCAGUCUUUCCUAACUUUGCAGAAAUAUCAUUGCACAAGUUUAGUGACAGCAAAUAGUAUUUCAGAUUCAAAAUCGGCUUUUGAAAAGGAUGUUGAUAUAUUUUUGGCAAACGAAACAGCAUGGGAAAGGAUAAAAAGGACUUAUAAUUUGGAAGGAGAGGAACUAAUUGAAAGUACUCAGCAGAGGAGGAACAUCACGAGCGGUUGCAGUACCAUCAUAUGCGCCACAUUUGCCUUCAACCUGUACAAAGGGUACCUGGAAGGGCGGGGGGAGUUCAAGAACAAGUACGCCCUCGUGCUCUUCCGUUCACAGGGACAGGCCCAGAGAAGGCGCUACAAUUAUAUUGUAAAAACUUCCAUGGGAUAUGGAAUAAAGUAUACCUGGAAGAUGGCAAGAGUGUUUUUGCCAAUAUUAGUAAUACAGCAGCUACUGGAGGUCUACUGGAACAAGACGACACCCCUUUCCUUCAUUGCCUCAGUCGGUAGCGUUGGAUUGAUGUCCAGCAUUGGUAUGGAUCUCCAUGGGAUGUUCGCUCGAACUCUCAUAGGAUCUGCACUGGGGGCAAUCGGAGGUUUACUAUGGACAGGGAUGUCAGUAAUGGCAGGCCAGACCCAGGAAGAGUUGAAUAGACAGAAUGUGGAGAAGUUUUUAAUAUUUCACCAAAAUAUGGCCGAGGGAAAAAGCUUAUUUGUGCCAGAAGUGAAAGAAGAAAAAGACAAAUGAUAAAAAUAUGAUGCUUGUUGUUUAAUGAAUUUUUAUAAAUAAGCCUGGCUUUGGAAAGUUGGGCUAAACAAAUGUGCAAACAAUGUCCCUGAAGAUUAUCCUAUGCAGUUCACACAAGCUUAUCAGGGAAAAAUGUUACGUUUUAAUUGUAGUUUUCGAUAAAAGGAAGUCUCUUCCUCGAGAAUAUCCAGUUUAGGCGGACUGCUCAGGCUAAUCUGGGAAGACAUUUUACGAACAUGCAUUAGACACCAUUUUCUCUGAGCAAGGCUGAAAUAAAUAAAAUUAAUGAAAAAAAUU
Messenger RNA from Dreissena polymorpha, 1363 nucleotides. RefSeq lists its product as uncharacterized. Lineage: Eukaryota; Metazoa; Mollusca; Bivalvia; Myida; Dreissenidae. The transcript has 8 exons. The record is from RefSeq and is a predicted model, not a curated record. The coding region runs from base 164 to 1066 and encodes 300 amino acids.